Messenger RNA from Aplysia californica (California sea hare), 1529 nucleotides. Its product is annotated as ubiquitin carboxyl-terminal hydrolase 14. Bases 135 to 1526 code for a protein of 463 amino acids. The record is from RefSeq and is a predicted model, not a curated record. Gene Ontology annotation, biological process: protein deubiquitination; regulation of proteasomal protein catabolic process; proteasome-mediated ubiquitin-dependent protein catabolic process. Lineage: Eukaryota; Metazoa; Mollusca; Gastropoda; Aplysiida; Aplysiidae. Gene Ontology annotation, molecular function: protein binding; cysteine-type deubiquitinase activity; proteasome binding. The transcript has 16 exons.
UGAAAUAUGAAUGAGUUCAACUUCCGUUGCCUACAAAGCCGCAUGAUUUGACAUUUUGCCUUACAAAGAAUUAGAGUUAUAGCAGGAACUCUUCACUGGGCUGACUGCACUGAAAGCCUAGUUAGCUUUUAACCAUGCCUGUUUUCAAAGUUAAUGUGAAGUGGGGGAAGGAGAAGUUCACAGAUGUGGAGUGUAAUACUGAUGAGCCACCAGAACUAUUCAAAGCCCAGUUGUUUGCCUUGUCUGGAGUUCAACCCACUCGACAGAAGGUUAUGAUCACUGGCUCUAUUUUGAAGGAUGAUGAAUGGGGUCCAGCAAAAGCAAAAUUAAAAGAUGGUACGAUGCUGCUGAUGAUGGGCACUGCUGAUGCUCUACCCCUGGCUCCAGUUGAGAAAACUGUUUUUAUGGAAGAUAUGAGUGAAGCGCAAUUGGCUUCUGCGCUUGCAGUGCCAUCUGGUCUUUCAAAUUUGGGCAAUACAUGCUACAUGAAUGCUACAGUUCAAUGUUUAAGGGCAGUGCCUGAACUUAAGGAUGCUCUGAAGAGGUUUAGCGGAGGGCUGACAGUGGCAGGAGCUAUUGCACCAGCAGACUCAAUCACAGCAGCUUUGAGAGACCUGUAUAUAUCAAUGGAUAAGACGUCAACAUCCAUACCACCAAUUAUUUUCCUUCAAGUUUUGCACAUGGUCUUUCCGAGGUUUGCUGAGAAAGGUGAAAAUGGAGGAUAUCAACAGCAGGAUGCCAAUGAAUGUUGGACAGAGAUCGUUCGAAGCCUUCAGCAAAAAUUGAAAGCAGUUCAAGCUCCACCCAGUAAUGGUCAGCCCAUGGAGACUGAUUCUGCAACGUCUGCCGGAGCGGGUGCUGCAUCUGCUGGAGCUGGAUUCAUUGACCAGUAUUUUGGUGGAGAGUUUGAAUACACCAUGAAAUGCAUAGAGGCUCCAGAAGAAGGAGAAACUCAAAGCAGUGAGAAGUUUCUGCAGCUCAGUUGCUUUAUUGAGAAAGAGGUGAAAUACAUGCAUACAGGCUUGAAAAACCGACUGGAGGAGCACAUAACAAAGAACUCCCCCACCCUGGGACGUGAUGCUGUGUACGUUAAAUCAAGCAAAAUAAACCGCCUUCCAGGUUACCUCACCAUUCAGUUUGUAAGGUUUUUCUACAAAGAGAAAAAUGCCACGAAUGCAAAAAUUUUGAAGGAUAUAAAGUUCCCCAUGUCGCUAGAUGUAUUUGACUUGUGCUCAGACAGCUUACAACAGAAGUUGAUUCCUAUGCGUGAAAAGUUCAAGGAAGUAGAAGAUAAGAAACUGGAACAAGCCCAAGCUACUAAAGGUAAAGCUCCUGUUGAGAAGGAUGACAAGAAAGAAGUGAAGACCGCCCCAUACAAUUUUCCAGAUGACACUGGCUCCAACAACAGUGGCUACUAUGAGCUAUCGGCUGUACUCACACACAAGGGCAGGUCCAGUUCAAGUGGUCACUAUGUGGCCUGGGUUCGGAGGAAAGGAGGCAAGUGUCUGUUUGUUUUUGUAAUGUAGCUU